AUAUUCUCUUUUCUCUACUAAAAACAAAACCAGAGAGACUCAGAGAGGCAGUGGGAAUGGAAUUACACUCGUUACUCCUUGGUCAAGCCUUUACCUUUGCCCUUAUGUGACCCCUCUCUCUCUCUCUCUCUCUCUCUCUGACUGACAAAUACGCUUUCAUCAUCUUCUUCUUCAUCUAAUCCCCACCAAACCCUUCAUCGGUUUCUUCAUGGAUCGGAAACUCGUCUCCUCGCCGGUCCUGUGGAAGCUCUCCGAUCUGCUUCUCAACGAGUCUGUCCCAUUUCUUGGAUUAGAAGAUCAGCUCGAAAGCAUCGAGAGUAAGCUCAGAGAUAUUGUUAACUCUGACUUCUUUGAUUGCAAGAGGGACCUUGUUUAUGACAUUGAAGAGGUCAUCGAUUUCUUGCUCCAAAAAGCUGCUCACAGAAGCCAAACAGGUACCCUUUUCCAAUAUUUUUCGGGUUUCUUUGAUUCUAUCGAUCAACGCACGCUUCGUAAGAAGUUGGAUCGAAUCAGGCUUGAAAUUUUUCGUUCUACUGAUAAAUUAAGUCGCCGGAAGGUAAUGGAGUCAUGGCCUGCUUCUUCGUCGUCUUCUUCGUCUUCAACGAGGAAGCAGCUUGAUGUGGGUGAGAGUAUUAUGUCUCCUGUAAUCAGGAAAGUUAUUGCCCUAGCUAGUCACAGUCAAAUUAGCCCUUCGGUGAGAAGGCAAGCCAGAUGGGUAAGAGAUGAAAUGAGGUUCUUGCAUGUUUUUGUCAAGGAUUUAGAGUCCAAAGAAUUGAGAGGAGAAGAAAUGGCUUGGAUGGAAGAAGUUUCCCUGUUUUCUCGCUCGGCGGAGGACGUUAUUGGGCUCUUCUUGUCUCAGUGGGAGCAGACCAAGAAGUCUCCUUUCAAGCAUAUUGCUUCGGCUUCCUGCAAAUUCAAGUCACAGCGUAAGCUUCGCAAGGAGAUGAAUCAGAUGAAGAUUAAAGUUCAAGAAAUCAUCAAAAGGUUUGGUAAACUCCCACAUCAAAUGUAUAUGCCACCUCCCCGAUUUCCUCCAAAUUUACCACCACCACCUCCUAUUCCUUUUCAACCCAACUUUCCUGGUCGGUUUGUUCCCAAUAUUCCAGGAGAUGCAACCUCAUUGUCUUCUUUUGAUGAUGAUGAUUUUGCCGAUGAAUUUGAUGAAAUAGAUGAUGGAACACCGCCCCCUCCUGAUGAACAAUCUCAGCAACCUGGUUUCAAUAACUUUGAUGGCAAUGCCGGUGCUUCCUCCUCAUCAUCUUCUCGCAGAGCUGAACAACCUGAUAUUACUGGCUUCGAUAGCAAUAUGGAUGAUAUUAUGGAGUUAUUGCUCAGAGGUGAUCCAGAUUGUCUUACAGUUUCACUUCUGGGUAUGGAAGGCAUUGGUAAGACAAAGCUUGCUAAGUCUAUUUAUGAAAAUCCUGCUAUUAGAGAUCAUUUUCCUCAUCGUGCUUGGGUCAGUUGGGUGCGUGACUCUAAUAUCAAUCGCCUUAUGGAACAAAUAGUAGGGCCUCAGUAUUUAAACAUUAGACUUGUGAAUGGGGAUUGGGAUGAUUAUUUAUGCAGGUUGAGGCGGAUGCUGAAUGAUUACUUGAUGGAUAAGAGGUAUCUCAUUGUUAUUGAUGGGUUAUCCUCUAAGGUCUUAUGGAAUCAACUUGGAGCUGCAUUUGAUGGCCUAUCAAAUGGGACUAGAAUAAUUUUCAUUUCUUCCAAAUUAGGGGUAACUCCAGAAAGCAGUGAGAGAAACUUCACUUACAGGUUGCAAUUGUGGAGUGAUGAUGACAGCUGGGCAUUGUUUGUUCGUUCUCUGAAUGUGAACAUCCCCUUAGAGCUGCUAGAACUGAAAAAGAAGGCAAUUUUGAGAAUUUGUGGGGGGUUACCAAAGGCAAUUGUGAAACUUGCAGAACUUCUGGCAAGGGAAAAUACAUUUGCAGAGGACUGGUCAAGGGUGAUUGAGAAAUUCAAUAGAGAUGAAGGACCUUGGUCAGGAACCUUGCAGGAGAUCAACAAAAAUUUGCCAUUGUAUUUGAGGAGAUGUCUCUUUUAUUUUCGAUUAUUCCCUGAGCACUACGAGAUUCCCGUGAGAAGAUUGAUUGGAUUAUGGGUUGCAGAGGGUUUUGGGCACCAAAGCAAUGAUAAAGAGUCUCCAGAACGUGUCUCAGAGAAAUGUUUGAUAGAGUUAGCUAACUGGAGCACAAUUCAAGUUACAAAGAAAAAACUAAAUGGAAAAUUUAGGACAUGUCGCUUGCCUGAUGCUCUGCGAGUGCACUGGCUAUUAAAAACCAAGGAGGCUAAAUUUCUGCAAGAUAAUGGCCAUAUUGGUGGCAAUUUGUCCACCAGCAGUGGUACAAUAUAUCGACUUGUUGACCAUCUUGACCGUAGGCAUGCCAGCUUUGAUCAUAUCCACGGAGACAAUGCUACUCCCUCAUCUCUGUACUCCUGUUAUAAAGAUACUGUAUCAUUUCUAUCCUUUGAUGGUCAAGAAGGAAGCAGACCUGGAGAAGAUGUAGGGAAUUUUCUUCAACGAUGCAUCUUAAGCAAGUGUUUCAGUUCUCUAUGGGUGCUAGAUCUUGAACAUGUGUACAAGCCAAAAUUGCCCAAGGCAGUAGGCCAGUUAGCUCGAUUGAAGUACCUUGGCUUGAGGUCAACAUACCUGGAAAUGCUUCCUGUGUUUAUUAACAAAUUGCCAAAGCUUCAAACGCUGGAUUUGAAGCAUACUCACAUCAAUGCUCUCCCCAGUUCCAUAUGGAUGAUGCAGGAAUUGCGACACUUAUUCCUUGAUGAGAGUUCCUGCUGCACAUUUGUGUCUCAACCAAAAGGCAGCUGCUUAGUGGAUCUCCAAACACUUUGGGGUGCAUUUGUAAAUGAGGAUAGCCCAGUGAAAGAUGGCCUGGACACAUUUCUGAACGUCACAAAAUUGGGUUUGACAUGCAAGAUAUCAGAGCCAUCUCAUAAUGAGGCAAUGUCCUCUCAACUUGAUGCUGUAGCAAAUUGGGUUCUAAAGCUAAAUCAUCUGCAAUCUUUGAAGUUGAAAUCAUUUAAUGAAUCAGGUCAGCCAUCGGAUCUACACUUAGAGUCAUUAGCAGAUUACAUGGAUCUGUCCAGUAUACAUUUGGUUGGAAAUCUGAGGACUCAGAGUCUUGUGUCAGAGUUCCCACAAAACCUCAUUGAGCUCACUUUGUCAGCAUCUGGACUAGUGGAAGAUCCAAUGCAAUCAUUGGGCAGGCUUCCCAACCUCAGAAACGUGAGGUUAUUCUCUGGGGCCUACGCCGGAAAGAAAAUGGUUUGCACUUUUGGAGGAUUUCCUAAGCUUCAAGUCCUCAAAGUCUGGGAGCUAGAGCAACUAGAGGAAUGGAAUGUAGAGGAAGGGGCACUGCCUAGUCUGAAAUGCCUGGAAAUCAGAUCCUGUAGAAAUUUGGGGAUGGUUCCUGAUGGAUUGCAGUAUGUCAAGACUCUAUGCAAAUUAAAAUUAGCAAAUAUGCCGGUGUUGUCAGCAAGGAUUAAGGAUAAUCAAGGUGAGGAUUGGGAUAAAGUUGCUCAUGUACUCCAUGUGUACACAGAAAGCUGAUUAUGCUGAGGAGUAAACCCAUUACCGAAUUUGUUCCAGGAUUCAUAAUUCAUACUUAAUUGCUGGUGGUAUUUUGAUGCACCUGGAGAUCUUCUAUUGGCUUCUUUUUGUGUACUUGUGCAAAUAGGAAAUAUGUGCUGAAUAAUCUUAUCGUUUAUAUAAUACUAACAGGGGCAUAUGGGAUGGUGAAAGUUGGUUGCUAAGGUAGCUUUGGAUGAAAAUUUAGAAGGUGUGUUUUGAUCUUUCCUCUAAAGUGGCAUCAAUGCUUCUCAUUUCAGCUGUUUUGAUUAGCUGCAGCCUAUGUAUUAGUCCUGUAAUUUGAUGAAAUUAUUGUUGCUGCUGCUUCUGCUGA
This is a messenger RNA of Hevea brasiliensis (rubber tree), 3920 nucleotides long. RefSeq names its product putative inactive disease susceptibility protein LOV1. Bases 209 to 3568 code for a protein of 1119 amino acids. The transcript is spliced from 2 exons. The record is from RefSeq and is a predicted model, not a curated record. Gene Ontology annotation, molecular function: ADP binding. Gene Ontology annotation, biological process: defense response to other organism. NCBI's taxonomy places the organism in Eukaryota, Viridiplantae, Streptophyta, Magnoliopsida, Malpighiales, Euphorbiaceae.